This is a messenger RNA of Boeremia exigua, 2129 nucleotides long. RefSeq lists its product as uncharacterized. The coding region runs from base 1 to 1944 and encodes 647 amino acids. The transcript is spliced from 4 exons. The record is from RefSeq and is a predicted model, not a curated record. Lineage: Eukaryota; Fungi; Ascomycota; Dothideomycetes; Pleosporales; Didymellaceae.
AUGGUUCGCAAAUCAACUCCCGCAAUGGGAGAGUCCCGUACGACGCGGAGCGCAACGGCACGUUCCAACGGUACUGCAUCACAGAUCCCGGUGUCAGCGAAUACACGCAGCCAAAAAGCAGCGAGUCCUGCUAUGACACGAAGCGCGACGGCGCGUGCCAAUGAUACCGCAUCGAGAAUUCCAGUGCCAGCGAACACACGCAACCAAAAAGCAGUGAGCUCUGCUAUGACACGAAGUGCGACGUCGCGUGCCAAUAGUACCACGUCGAAGAUCCCAGUGCCGGCGAACACAUACACACAAUCAGUGAACGGUUCUCAUCGUCGCUACUCUGACAGCUCAUCGGAGUUGAGCAGUCCACCACCGUCAUCGCAGUCCCCGUCGGAGGGUGAAUCAGCACAGUCUUUGCUCAAGGCACCAAGGAAGGUGACCAACAAGAAGACGCAGGCUAUUCCCAAUGCACGCAAGUCGCAGUCCAAGGUGGUCGCUAAGCCUCACAAGUCGCCGCUUCUUCUCGAAGAAGAGCAGGACGAGUUGGAGGAAUCCAGGCACAAGAAGAAGAUAGCAGCGAAUGUCGCAAAGACCAAGAGAUACGCCGAUCAGAAGAUCCAGCGAGAGACCGAGAAGCAAAGGAAGUUCCGCGAGCUCGAGGCGCUAGUUCAGCAAGACCGUCUGGCACCCGCUCCGUGGACGUUGCAGCUGCCUGCGCUUCCUCCGCGCCCAAACCUCACGAAUCGCAUUCUUCCUUUGAAGAUGCUUAAUAACGACGACACAUUUCCAUUGACUGCCGCAUCGCGGGAGGGUGUCGUCGCACUUAUCCUUGACGCAAUGAGGGAUGUCCGCCAGGCUGAGGACACUGUCAGCUCAACGACGGACUUCCGUUACAUGUGGCUGAAGCCGAGCCUUGAGGGUACGUUCUCAUACAACGAAGUGGACAUGGAGCGAGUGUGUCGAAAAAUCGUUUCCAUUGCCGAAGGUCUCCACAUCCAUGGGCUGGGUGCUACUGAGAUUUACUGUCCUCGGACGAUCCAGAAGGCACAGGACGCGAAAGCGAUAUCCUUCAAGGAGCGAGUCGACAAGUUAGCCCUUCUCAUGCGCAAGUCCAAGGCGCGCUGUAACGCGUUCAUGAUGAACAACACCAUGGAAGAUACGAUCGCGUUGAUUGACCUCAAGUUGUCAGAUCAGCGUUCAAAUGCUGCCAACAACAACGCUCGGUCCCUCAAACUUAACACCUCCAACAACCUCUUGGGUAUGCAGAAGGGAGCCAUAUGGCCGAAAGAUGAGAACGGUGUGCCCAUGAUUCCGACAUGGGACAACCAGACACAUCAGUAUGGUACUCCCGCGAGUAUGGACACUGGAGUCUUAGGCGAGGACCGAGCUGGUGAUGAUCGUCCGCAGCAUAUCAACGAUCUCCAGAUCCCGACACUUAACGACCCGACACUGCAGUAUGGUACUCCUGCAAGCAUGGGUGCCGGAGUAUCGAACGAUAGGCAGGCUAAUGGUGAUCCUCCGCAACAUGCCGACGAUCUCCAGGCCCAGUCACAACUCCUUCCUUGGCUCUCAGAGUAUGAGAAGUAUGCUCCUUCUGGACAGUGGCUGCCUGCACAAACCAACCCAGGUCCCUCGCAACCCUCCAACUUCGGUCUUGAUAACACCCUGGGGUCUAGCUCUCACACGGAGGAGACAUUUCUCGGCGACGUUCUCCCAUUUGAUGAAUUCAUCUUCGAGGAGAUGUUCACACACAACAAUGGAGUUCCAGCGCUCCCAGACCAAGGAGAGAUCUCGAAGCGUCGUAGUCUCAACUCCGAAGUGGAAGAUGACACAGCCGAGGCUCCACACCCCAAGCGCCCUCGUCACGAGCGGCCUGAAGAGCUUACCGUGAACUCUUUGCUCCGUGGAAAGACCGCAAAGCCUUCAGCCAAGAGUAGUAGCACGGUUCGUAGGUGAGAUAGUCCACAGCGUAUCUGUGAGAGUCUCUGGAGGUGGUGCAGCGGCUGCUAAUUGAUGCGUUUCCGCCCGCUUAAGCUUGGAGUGGACUGGACUGAGAAGCCGUGAAAAUGUAUGCGAUGACGAAUGCGUCCUUCUCUAUACCACUUCAUAGAGAUGAAAGCCAUAAAAAUCAUCUGCGGCAC